Molecule: messenger RNA, 1743 nt
Organism: Saprolegnia parasitica CBS 223.65
Lineage: Eukaryota; Oomycota; Saprolegniomycetes; Saprolegniales; Saprolegniaceae
Exons: 4
Coding region: 1-1701 (566 amino acids)
Source: RefSeq, a predicted model, not a curated record
AUGUCCCGCUACGUCGCGACCGACUCGGAGCGCAGCUACAAGGAGUACGACGGAAGCGACCACGUCCUCGAUGGUAACUCGCACCAACGACAUGCAGGCGCGAUAGGAAGCGUAGGCGAAGACGAGCUGCGCAUGGCCGCGCGCGCCGGCAUGCUCUUGCUCGAGAAGAACGCCGAGCUCGAGUACUCGAUCGACGCGCUCAACGCUGACGUUUUGCGCUACCAGCACCAGUACCGCGAGCUCGAGAUCGAGGUCGAGGUGCUUCGCGAUCAGCGCAAAGAAGCCGUGCUCGAGGUGCAGGUGGCGCACCGGGACAUCAAGCAGCUCAAAGCCCAGAUCCUCCACGAACACGCCGAGUGGGAGAGGAUACAUGAUGAGCUCCAGGACACGAUCCACCAGCUCCGCACCGACCUGCACCACGCCAAGCUCAGCGGCGGCUCGUCGACACUGGAUUCGGAGAACCAGAGCGACGACGGCAGCAGCUACUACGUGCCAUCGUCCUGCUCGCUCUCGUCCGUCUGCAACGAGGCGCCGCAAGCCCACAUGAUCGAGAUGGACGUCUACGACGACGUGUGCUCGGAGAACGCGGAGCUGCACGCGCAGCUGCGCCGGGCGCACGAAGAGUUGACCUCGCUCCACCACGAGCGGGCGCGGGCGCGGACCAUGGAGGUCCAGAUCAAGAACCUCGAGCACCAAGUGCUCCAAGUGCAGCGCGAGAAGAGACUGCUCAAGGAGGAGCAGGACGAGGAGCGCCUCUUGAUUGAGAGUCUCCGCGCGAUGGUGCAGACGUACAAGAAAAUCGCCGACGCGCGACCGUUCUCGAUCGAGUGCUCUUGCGCGCUGACCGACGACGAGGCCGAGGGCGCGCCGACCGCGCCGUUCACGUCGGACAUGCGCGGCCCGCACUCGCUCCAUGACGACGUCGUCCAGGUCAACUUGGCGCUCAAGGACGAGAUCGCGUCGCUCAAGCAGCAGCUGGCGGCGGUCGAGGCGCUGCCGCCGCCGCCGCCGGUCGAGUCGGACUCGAUCCUUCGGGACAAGGUCGAGGACCUCGAGGCACGGCUAGAGGUGACGGUCGACACGCUGCGGCACACGAAGCAGCAGUGGAUGACGGCGGUCGUCAUGCAGAAGGAGGCGCAGGAGUGCUGCGAGGCCGCGCAGGCCGAGAUCGACCGCUUGACCGAGCUCGUCCAGCACCACGUGCGCACGCUUGGUGCCGGCAACCCACCGCAAAAGACGUCGUCGGACGAAGCCGAGUGGGUGCAGGACCAUGGCGUGCACCCCGCUCCUCCAGGUGACUUGAACUCGCCGCUGAUUCAGUGCCUGCUCGAGCACUGGACGCGCGACAAGGCCCAGCGCAAAGCGCUCUCCGAGUGGCUCCAGGGCGCGAUCUGCGAGAGCCGACAGGGACCGCCGACGCUGCGCCUCGACAAGCUCUCGAGCGAAGUGAGCGCGGGCUUUGUACAGCUUUUGGUGCCGAUCCUGCGCCAAGUGCACGGCGUGAACGUGACCAUCAUGAAGCGCGCGUCCAUGCACGUGCUCUCGGACUUGAUCCUCGACGUCUCCAAGGCCAAGGUGCCGCUGGCCGCGACGAACCCGGCGUUGAUUGCAGACCGCCUCAAGCGCGAGCGGGCGCGGCCUCUGUCGCUCACGUCGGCCUCGUUUGCGCUGCCGCCGUGGAGCCUCGGCGUCCUCGCGUAGACGUUUAAUUAUUGUAAAUGACCACCACCCUUGGCCACCACG